AUGGAAAAACUUGGCGAACUUGGAUCGGGUCAGUAUGGUACCGUAUACUCCGCUUACUGGCAUCAGGGCGACGGGAAAAAAGAUAUAUUAAAAGAAGCAAACAUUAUGCUAAAUUUAAAUCAUCCGAAUAUCGUUCGCUUGUUGGGUAUGUCCAUACAGCCACUCGUUUUAAUUCAAGAAUUAGUGGUUAUGGGAUCGUUGAUUGAUCAUGUUCGAAGCUGUGCUGAAAAGUCAAUAACCAUCGCAUUAGAAAUUAAGUUAGGCUGGGCAAAGCAAAUAGCAGCAGGAAUGGCUUAUGUUCAGAGUAAAAAUAUUGUUCACGGUGAUUUAGCUGCAAGAAAUAUUCUCAUGCAAUCUGAAACUGUAGUUAAAAUCACUGAUUUUGGAUUAGCAAGUACAACUGAUAGAUAUAUCAACAACCCGUCUGAUGCCAAAGAAGACGCAAAUAGAUUAUUUCCAAUUCGAUGGUAUGCUUUUGAAUCUUUAUUUGACAAAGUAUACACAAGUAAGAGCGAUGUUUGGAGUUUUGGUGUUUUGCUAUGGGAAGUAUUUAGUGAUGGGCAACAACCAUACAAAGAUAUACCAUCUGUGCGUGAGAUCAUGGAUUAUUUAAUUGCUGAAAAAAGAUUAAUUUUACCUCGUGGCUGUCCAACUGAUAUUUGUAAUAUCAUGAACACGUGUUGGAAAAGAAAGCCGGAAGAUCGUCCAACAUUCGCAAAGUUACAGCAGACCAUCGAUGAACUAAUUCAGAGUUGCUAG
This is a messenger RNA of Trichoplax adhaerens, 759 nucleotides long. RefSeq lists its product as uncharacterized. The transcript is spliced from 6 exons. NCBI's taxonomy places the organism in Eukaryota, Metazoa, Placozoa, Uniplacotomia, Trichoplacea, Trichoplacidae. Gene Ontology annotation, cellular component: signaling receptor complex; basal plasma membrane. The coding region runs from base 1 to 759 and encodes 252 amino acids. Gene Ontology annotation, molecular function: ATP binding; transmembrane receptor protein tyrosine kinase activity. The record is from RefSeq and is a predicted model, not a curated record. Gene Ontology annotation, biological process: multicellular organism development; cell surface receptor protein tyrosine kinase signaling pathway; protein phosphorylation.